This is a messenger RNA of Haliotis rufescens (red abalone), 2621 nucleotides long. Its product is annotated as mucin-2-like. The coding region runs from base 206 to 2248 and encodes 680 amino acids. The transcript has 3 exons. Lineage: Eukaryota; Metazoa; Mollusca; Gastropoda; Lepetellida; Haliotidae. The record is from RefSeq and is a predicted model, not a curated record.
UUCACGGGUCGGAAUUGAAUGAAAGCAAAUACGUAAGUUAUCUUAACAAUAGCAAAUAAGAGAUAUAUCACAAUGAGUUAUAUCACGACGUAUCAAUUUACUAUGGGGGGGAAGCAGUGAUCCUGGUCUCAGACUUGGCUAUGAAGUGGUGAUGUCAGCACAAAAGAAUUGAAGCAAUGAGACCGGAAGUUGGAUAGAAUGUUACAUGCCCUAUUCUUGUGGUGUAACCUCACUGUUGACAGACGCCCCGGGGGACCUACACUGCGAGUGUCUGACGUGGGCGCAGGAAGGAAAAUGUGACAGCAACUCCGAAAAAAUGAAAGAGGCUUGUCAUGACACAUGCACCAUCUGGAGACGGAACACCUGCCCAAUACCGCCUUCACACUCCAACAUGGUUGUCACCAUCGUCCGAGGAAGUGGAAGGAAAUACACUGACGUUAUUAGCUACUCCUGUGACAAAGGAUACACGGGCACUUCCGGGGAAACUGCAGCGCAAGGAAUGAUGGUCUGUGAUGAGUCCUACACGUGGCAGGAACAUGGCGUUUACGGGGACUUACCUUUAUGUGUAAAUGAAGAUGGUGCAGCGUCAAGUACUGGGGUCGCAUCCUCCUUAAUCCAAACGACUGAUGCAGUCGCAUCGAUGAUAGCAGCUAGCGACAAAACUUCCAUAAUUGUAGAUUCUGCUACUGCUGCAUCGACAAUCAGUACCGCUACUACACAUGGGCCUUUGACAGCCCCAACAACCACCACGUCUUCUACUGUAAACGGUGUGCGAACGUCAAGGCCAGCGACCACCACAAGUACUGCAACUGCUGUAACAUCUCCAGGAGCUGUCGUUUUCCUCCAGACAAACUCACGGAAUAGUUUCACAACCUCUACGACACUAAAUAAAACUGCUGAUGCACCUACGUCAUCAGCGUCUACAACACCCACGUUAACCACAACGACUUCUACCACUACACCUAUAUCAUCAGGGUCAACAACACUCACGUUAAGCCGCACGACUACUGCCACUACACAUGUCUCAUCAGGUUCAACAACACUCAUGCUAAGCAGCACGACUACUACCACUACACCUACAUCAUCAGCGUCUACAACACCCACGAUAACCACAACGACUACGACCCCAACACCUAUAUCAUCAGGGUCAACAACACCCACCUUAAGCAGCACGACCACUUUCAAUACACCUAUAUCAUCAGGGUCAACAACACUCACGUUAACUACAAUUACUACUACUACUACUACUACUACUACGACAUCAUCAGGUUCAACAACACUCACGUUAAGCCGCACGACUACUGCCACUACACAUGUCUCAUCAGGUUCAACAACACUCAUGCUAAGCAGCACGACUACUACCACUACACCUACAUUAUCAGCGUCUACAACACCCAUGAUAACCACAACGACUACGACCCCAACACCUAUAUCAUCAGGGUCAACAACACACACCUUAAGCAGCACGACUACUUUCAAUACACCUACAUCAUCAGCGUCUACAACAAUCACGUUAACUACAAUUACUACUACUACUACUACUACUACUACUACGACAUCAUCAGGUUCAACACCACUCACGUUAAGCCGCACGACUACUGCCACUAAACAUGUCUCAUCAGGUUCAACAACACGCAUACUAAGCAGCACGACUACUACCACUACACCUACAUCAUCAGCGUCUACAACACCCACGUUAACCACAACGACUUCUACCACUACACCUACAUCAUCAGCGUCUACAACACCCACGAUAACCACAACGACUCCGACCCCAACACCUAUAUCAUCAGGGUCAACAACACCCACCUUAAGCAGCAUGACUACUUUCAAUACACCUACAUCACCGGGGUCGACAACACCCGCCUCCAUAAUACAUUCAAAUAGUUUUAUGGACUCAGUGGCAUUAACGACUGUUCCUGCGAGAACGACUACCAUGACAGGUAUCUCCACUCCUUCGCCCAGUGCUACAACAAUGUCUGAAGAUGUUCUAAGACUAAUUUUGUUAUCAAGUCUCAAUGAAUGCAUAGCUAUAAACAACUCAUUUAGGUUCAUGGAUACCAUAAGCGUUAUGGUGAAAAUGUUAAUUACAAUAUCUGACAAUAACCUCCUGUCUUGUAUCGAGAUGUGUGGCAAGUUGUCGACAUGUACUGACGUGCAGUACACACACGGAAACUGUACUCUAUUCACUCAGAAAGGUGGGAACCAACUCAUUACGAGUGCGAUUUGGAGAAAAUUUUCUGUUUAAAUCUCCAUUGUAGCUUGAAAAGAUCAAAGUGAAUCGGCACUUAGACACAAUCAAUGUAGACGACGGAUCCUGUGAGAGUACACAUAGGAGGCUAUUGGCUGGCGCCGACGUUUCGAUUUGGUAUCCAUGGUAUUAUGGUCACUCUGACUCUCUCAAUUACCUCAUCGUCCAUACCUUGACCUGGGUGCCGCCACUGCAACUUUGAUGGGUGGGGUAGGGUUAAGUUGGGUGUUGUGUUCUAAGUACCUUGACCUGGGUGCCGCCUCUGGAACUUUGAUGGGUGAGGUGGGGUGGGGUGGGCAGGGGUGUUGUGUUGACCAGGGUUUAAUAUUUAUAAGUGUGUUUGCUACCGGCCUUGACAUAGGUGCAACAC